GAUGACCACAUAACACAACUUAUCUUCAACAUCUAGUGACUCUGCUUGAAGAUCUCUCUCUUAUCAGCGAUGGUUGCAAGCUGCUGCAGCUCCAUUUGCCCACAUGCUUGGAAGCCGAGCGAAAUGAAAAUCUUCUCAUCGCAUUGCACUGUCUCUUUCGUUUUUCUCUGAUUAUUCACCGCUCACAUUGAAUAUGGCUGGCCUCUCAGCCCUUUCUACUCCCUCAGCUCUUUCAUGCACGAGCAGCACGUUAUCCACGCCUCCAACAACCUCGGAAGAAGAAUCCCCUAAAAGGCUACAGAGAGUGACGCACGGGUCGAAUCGAAGAAGCAAGUAUCGCCAUGUCGCUGCCUAUCACUCAGAAAUACGACCAUCAUGCCUAAGCCGCGAGUCAAAUGCCUCACCAAGCUUCUUUGGUUUCCGGAAUCUGAUGGUGAUCGUGCUGAUUGUUAUGAAUCUACGGUUGGUUAUUGAAAAUUUCAUGAAGUACGGAGUUUUGAUCUGUCUGCGCUGUCACGAUUAUCGAAGACAAGAUCUCAUACUUGGAGUCCUUCUCUUCUCGCUGGUCCCGUGUCAUCUCUUCAUUGCGUAUUUGAUAGAGCUGGCCGCUGCGCAGCGAGUGAAAGAAGUAAUUGGUCUCAGGAAAAAGCUUGACGGCCCCGAGGCACGGCAGCAACCAGCCGCUCAACUUGCAUGGUCAUAUAUCGCUAUCGCGCACACGGUGAAUGCCACUCUGUGUCUCUCGCUGACAUCUUAUGCUGUCUAUUUUUACAUCAACCACCCUGGCAUUGGAACUUUGUGCGAGGUCCAUGCCAUCGUCGUCAUGUUGAAGAAUUGCUCGUAUGCCUUCACAAAUCGCGACCUUCGCCACGCUCUUCUGCAUCCAUCCCCGGAGAACAAUCUCCCAAAAAUAUAUAAUAGCUGCCCGUACCCACAAAACAUUACGAUCAAAAACUUGACGUAUUUCUGGCUGGCGCCCACCCUUGUCUACCAGCCGGUAUAUCCCACAACAAGUUAUAUUCGAUGGAACUUCGUUGCAAAACGGGUUGCCGAGUUUUGUGGACUCUCCGUGUUUAUGUGGAUCAUAUCUGCACAGUACGCCUCGCCGACGCUAUUGAAUGCGCUCGAAAAGAUCGCGUUACGAGAAUGGGCGUCCAUUGCAGAACGAGUUAUGAAGCUGUCAACAAUUUCCCUUGUGAUCUGGCUUGCUGGAUUCUAUGCGCUCUUCCAAUCAUUCCUCAAUGCGCUGGCGGAAGUUAUGAGAUUUGGUGAUCGCGAGUUCUAUACGGAUUGGUGGAACAGUCCUAGCGUUGGUAGGUACUGGCGAACAUGGAAUAUUCCUGUCUAUCAAUUUAUGAAGCGACACAUUUUUUCACCGCUUGUCGGACGAGGCUGGAGUCCCUUUACGGCCAGCGUAAUGGUGUUCACCGUUUCGGCAGUACUCCACGAAUUGGCAGUGGGAAUUCCCACGCAUAACAUAAUUGGUGUCGCAUUCGGGGGGAUGAUGUUUCAACUUCCCCUUAUAGCGGUGACUCUGCCGCUGGAAAAGAUGAACAGUCAAACGGGGAAGAUUUUAGGCAACGCUCUCUUUUGGUUGAGUUUCUGUCUUGUCGGUCAGCCGCUGGCAGCGCUGCUGUAUUUCUUUGCCUGGCAAGCCAAGUAUGGCAGUAUUAGCAGAGCGGCUAAAUAAUUGGUGCAUUGCUUUUUACGGU
Molecule: messenger RNA, 1712 nt
Organism: Coccidioides posadasii C735 delta SOWgp
Lineage: Eukaryota; Fungi; Ascomycota; Eurotiomycetes; Onygenales; Onygenaceae
Biological process (GO): triglyceride biosynthetic process
Cellular component (GO): endoplasmic reticulum membrane
Molecular function (GO): diacylglycerol O-acyltransferase activity
Source: RefSeq, a predicted model, not a curated record